This is a messenger RNA of Paramecium sonneborni, 673 nucleotides long. The record is from the annotation of a GenBank genome assembly. Lineage: Eukaryota; Ciliophora; Oligohymenophorea; Peniculida; Parameciidae.
AUUAAAUAUCUAAAUUUGAUCAUUUAAAUAAUAUGAAGCUUACUAAAAAUGAUCCCUAAAUGCAAUAAGUAAUUUUUAACUUGAAAAUAUAGGAAUAAAAGAUGCUAUAUAAUAAGAAAUAUGCAUUUUUUACAUUAUAAAACGAUAAGUAUGUGUAAAUUGUGUGUGAAUUACCUAACAUUUUUACUGUAGAAGAUGCUAUCACAUUUACUCUACGUCAAUUCUAAUAAGAAUUAGGUAAUUUAAUUAACAAUAAUCACUUAGGAGAGAACUUCAAAGUGAAAAAAGGAAAUGAAUAUGUAUUAAAAAUUUCAAAAAAAUCUGGGUAGCCUAAAGAUGAUUUACCAUGUAUUAGCAAAAUAUUAUUGCCUAUUAGGUUUAGAUAAUGAAUAAAUCUUAUAUGAAACAGGAAGUUAAACUUUCACUCUAGUAUGUAAAAAUAAUCUGUAAAAUUCCUAAAAUUAAUAAUAACCUUAAACUUCAGUGACUACUACUAUGUGUUCAUAAUAAGAACAAUAAGACAUGUCAAUUAAGUCAAGAGUAUCAUAUACUAAUGGAUUAAAUAAAGGAAAAGUAAUUUCAUUAUUCUUAUUUUUCUUAAUAGAAACCUAUUAAAGAAAGUGAUAAGAAGGAAAAGAGUGGUGGAUUUUGUUUUUUCAAUAAAUGCUUUUGA